GAAAUUUCGAUUCGAUAUUUAGUUUGAUGGUAACUAAAAUUAUUUUUUUAGAUUAAAGACAUAAAAACAUACAGUAUAUAUAGUAUAAUGCACAGUCGAGUUGGAUGUUUUUCACUUUUCCUUCCAUCCCAAGCAAACCAUCAGCUGUCUUAACAUUAUCAAACUUGUCUGCCACCUUAAAAUUCACUCCUCUACCAAACAUCCAACUCGAUUUCCUUAAUUUAAUUUCUUAUUUAUUUUUCAAAAAAAAAAAUAUUCCAAACCCCUCAUUAUAUAAGCACUGAUGUAAUAUGCUUCUCUCCAUCAGUGCAUUAUAACUCCAUUUUUUGGAUCAACCAGUAAAAGAGUGUGCAAGAAAGGAAAAAUGAAUCAGAACACUAACCUCUCGGUUUUCUUGUUUGUCUUCCUCGUCCAAUGCACCGCCAUUCUUUCUCAGUCUCCAGCACCAGCCCCGGCACCACCUGGUCCGACGAAUAUCACCGCUAUACUUGAAAAGGCUAGCCAGUUCACGAUGUUCAUCCGGCUGUUGAAGAGCACACAGACGGAUGACAGGAUCACCUCAGAGCUCAACGGCACAAACCAAGGCCUGACCGUCUUUGCUCCCACAGACAACGCUUUCGCCAAUCUGAAAACGGGCACCCUCAACUCCUUUGACGACGAACAGAAGUCCGAGCUGAUUAAUUUCCACAUGCUCCCAAUGUUCUUCUCCGUCUCCCAGUUUCAGACCGCCAGCAAUCCCCUCCGCACACAGGCUGGUGGCACUAGCGACAGGGAGUUCCCGCUGAACAUCACCACCUCGGGGAACUCUGUGAACAUAACUACAGGGAUCGUCAAUGCCACAGUUGCCAACACAAUAUACACCGAUAACCAGCUAGCUGUGUAUCAAGUCGAUAAAGUGCUGCUUCCCUUGAAAUUCUUUGUGCCACCGGCUCCAGCUUCGGCUCCUGCACCUUCAAAGCCAAAAAAAGGAUUGCGAUCUGCAGCUUCUUCCUCCGGAUCAGAUGAUGACGCCCCAGCUGACUCCUCUGGUGUUACCUGUGUCAUUCAAAAGGCGUUGCAGGCAAUAGCCUUUGCCUUUGCUGCAUUUUUCUUGUACUUGUGAGAGACUGCAACUGUUAUUUUAUUGUGAUCUUGUGUGCUAAUGCUGUUGUGAGUUUCAUAUAAGUAAAUCAUUGUUUUCAAGUGAAAAAAUAUAUAAACAUCAAAUUUUAUUUUA
This is a messenger RNA of Ipomoea nil (Japanese morning glory), 1216 nucleotides long. Its product is annotated as fasciclin-like arabinogalactan protein 12. The transcript has a single exon. The record is from RefSeq and is a predicted model, not a curated record. NCBI's taxonomy places the organism in Eukaryota, Viridiplantae, Streptophyta, Magnoliopsida, Solanales, Convolvulaceae. The coding region runs from base 365 to 1102 and encodes 245 amino acids.